AUGCGUAGGUUGUUCGAGCGCAUACACAAACCCAAUUUAGUGCCAUAUCGUCAUCUAAAUCGGCUUGCUACAACCUUCAGUCAACAAUUCCACAGAAACCUUUCUUACCAUUCGCUUCAUAUGCUAACAAAUGCUUGUUGCGUUUUUCUUGUUAUCCUCUUGCUUUGCCCAUUGCUUACUGUCAGUACUUUUCGUCACACCCAGUUGCCAUCAAAAAAGCAGUUAAUCAUAGACACUGAUGGAUUCUCCGACGAUAUACGUGCUAUAUCGCUUGCCUUGCAGCAUCCGGAUGUGGAGGUGCUGGCGUUCACUACCGUUCACGGUUGUGUGUCCGUAGAGCAAGCCACUGCAAAUGUUGCAAGAUGCCAGCGUGCAAACGCACUUGCGAAUCCUAUACCUAUCUACAAAGGAGCGAGUGAAUCUUUGUUAAACAAAGAAAGCAACCGCAAUGAAAUAUCUGACGAUGGAUUAGGAGACCAACCCCAAGCAUUCCCAGUGCUCCUUGGGAGUGACUUUGUGCCCACGUCUGAAGAAGUUGCAGCAACAGCACUCGUUCGCUUAUCGCGCGAACAUCCGGAAGCAACACUGGUCUGCCUUGGACCGCUUACUAACGUGGCUAUUGCACUGAAGAUAGAUCCAAGAUUCACCUUUGACAAAGUAUUUAUCAUGGGAGGAAACUAUCAAGGGAUUGGUAAUGUAGCAUCAAAUUCAUCAUCAGAAAUCAAUUUUCAUGGUGACCCAGAAGCUGCGUCAAUAGUUGUAAGCAAAUUGGCGGAAAAGAUCGUAAUGAUUCCAUGGGAGGUUUUUUUCAUUGAAGGCGUCAAGCAUGAAAAGCUAGUAGACUUCGACGCGCAUUUGCGAUAUGAUACAAAUCUGGCGUCAUUCCUAAGUACAGCUACAAGUAAAGUUCGAACUGCAAUGGCGAAAAGUAAUCGCCAGAAUUCGUACUGCGAUGAGAUUGCGGUCGCUGCUGCCAUAGACAUGAAUCGAGUGGCUCGCAAGUUGAUGCACCUGAGAAUAGAAGUGGAACUUUUUGGAGCCUAUACUAGGGGUCAAGUGGUUGUUGAUUGGAUGGAUGUUGUCUGGAGCAAGGAUGAUGCCGAAUUCGUUGCCAUUUAUGGAGAGACUCUAAGAGGAAGGCUGUCUCCCAUUACAUUCAUUGUCUCUUAUGAUGUUGUCUUAGUCGACGAAUGGAUCCAUAAGGCCGUAAAAGGCGAUCCUGGGCCAUGGUGAUUACGAGUUUCAUGAUUGCAUGCGCUUAUAUUCUACAUUAUGUGAGGUAUUGUAAUAAAUAUGGUCUAGA
Messenger RNA from Cylicocyclus nassatus, 1303 nucleotides. The record is from the annotation of a GenBank genome assembly. NCBI's taxonomy places the organism in Eukaryota, Metazoa, Nematoda, Chromadorea, Rhabditida, Strongylidae.